Aureobasidium namibiae CBS 147.97 is the source of this 483-nucleotide messenger RNA. RefSeq lists its product as uncharacterized. The record is from RefSeq and is a predicted model, not a curated record. The coding region runs from base 1 to 483 and encodes 160 amino acids. The transcript has 2 exons. Lineage: Eukaryota; Fungi; Ascomycota; Dothideomycetes; Dothideales; Saccotheciaceae.
AUGAGUAACAGCGCGCCGUUGCAAAAACUUCUGGUGUGGCUCAGAAGACAAAAAGAGGACUCAAGAUCACACUCCGCAGGUGCUCUGGGUACUGAACAGAAUGACCGCGAUUUUGUGAUGGAUCCGACAACUACAGACAAGCCCGAUUGGAGCCAACCACAAAACACAUCACUCGAUCGCUCUGUCAGCAAAUCCACUCGACGCUUCAGCAAGAUCAGCGGCAGAAGCUGGUCAACAGACAAAUGGUCGGACGAUAAUGCUUCCGACCUCAAGAGGCAGUCAGGAAGUCAUAGGCUCUCUAUGUUCAGUAGCCACAAUCCGGACGAGGACUCGAAGAGUUUGUCACCUACAAUCUCGUCUUCCGCAACCCGUGCGUCCAGCUAUGUUCCUCGCCAUGCUUCUUCUAGCCACCUUCGUACCACGGCUCCGCUCUCUCCUCAUGGACAAGCAAUCAAGGAUCGCAAAGCUGGUCAGGUCUAUUGA